This is a messenger RNA of Bactrocera tryoni, 2797 nucleotides long. RefSeq names its product 1-acylglycerol-3-phosphate O-acyltransferase Pnpla3 (gene bmm). The transcript has 9 exons. Gene Ontology annotation, biological process: triglyceride catabolic process; lipid homeostasis. Bases 423 to 2141 code for a protein of 572 amino acids. Gene Ontology annotation, molecular function: triacylglycerol lipase activity. Gene Ontology annotation, cellular component: membrane; cytoplasm; lipid droplet. Lineage: Eukaryota; Metazoa; Arthropoda; Insecta; Diptera; Tephritidae. The record is from RefSeq and is a predicted model, not a curated record.
CAGCUGUAAUGAAAAGAACAUUCGUGCCCUUUUUUUUGAGAAUGUUAGAUCAAACUUUCGAGUGGUGUUCGGAAAAAAAUAAUUCGCCAAACAACGAAUAAUUUAUUUAAUAUUGUUGAAUAUUCUUGAAAUAUGCCUUGGUAUAAUAUAUGCAAUUGAGAAACGUGGAGAAAACUUGUGAAAGUGCGACACUAGUAUAAGCGCAAGAGACGAAACGCUUUGAAGCAAUUUGUGUAUUAGACGGAAGUCUUGCAGUAAAUUUAAUCAGUGGAUUGUGUUUUUAAUUAAAGGAAAGUAAAAUAAUUGAAAUUAGCUUUCAAAAAAGGCUAACCUACCUCUCCCAGUCAGGAGACUUUAGGUUUAUGAAUAAUUUUGAUAAUAAUUGAACCAUCAAUAACAUUAUCAACGUAAGACAAACAAAAAUGAAUUUAUCAUUUGCUGGAUGUGGAUUUCUAGGCAUUUAUCAUGUAGGUGUGGCAGUAUGUUUUAAAAAAUAUGCACCACAUCUGUUGUUGGAGAAAAUUGGAGGAGCAUCUGCAGGAGCACUUUCAGCAUGUUGUUUACUUUGCGAUUUGCCCUUGGGUAGCAUGACAUCUGACUUUUUUCGUGUAGUUAACGAAGCUCGACGUUAUUCUCUCGGACCUUUUAGCCCUUCAUUCAAUAUACAGACCUGCCUGUUUGAGGGUUUACAAAAACAUUUGCCUGAAGAUGCGCACAAACGUGUUAGUGGACGUUUGCAUGUCUCAUUAACACGAGUGCAUGAUGGCAAAAAUGUCAUCGUUUCUGAAUUUGAGUCACGCGACGAACUCUUGCAGGCUCUAUUGUGUGCAUGCUUUAUUCCGGGCUUUUCUGGCAUAUUUCCACCUCGGUUUCGAGGAGUACGGUAUAUGGAUGGAGCGUUUUCAGACAAUUUACCGAUAUUAGAUGAGAACACAAUAACCGUGAGUCCUUUCUGCGGAGAAAGCGAUAUUUGUCCACGCGAUCAAAGUUCGCAACUUUUCCAUUUGAAUUGGGCGAAUACGAGUAUAGAAAUAUCUCGACAGAAUGUUAAUCGCUUUGUUCGUAUACUUUUUCCACCACGUCCAGAAUUUCUUUCGAAAUUCUGUCAGCAGGGUUUUGACGAUGCGAUGCAGUUUCUUAAUCGUAAUAAUUUAAUAAACUGUCGCCGUUGUGUGGCAGUACAAUCAACGUUCGUAGUAUCAGAAACCGUGGCACAGCCACAGGACUUUGAUCCUGAGUGUAGAGAGUGUAAAAAGCAUAGAAAUGAUGCUUUAAGCUCAAACAUGCCACAAACUGUAUUGGAUGUGAUUCAGGAUUAUAUAGAGCAAGCUAAUAAAGGACUGGCGAAUUGGAUAUUCAGACAUCGUGGACUAAAAUUGUUGUCAUUACCAGCAACAGUGCCAUUAGACUUCUUUAUGGCAACAAUGUCAAAGAUAACUACACUCACACCAAAAUUAGGCAAACACAUUCGCGGCAGGAUAGAUAAUAUUUUAAGAAGAUUAAUUGAAACUGUACAAACCCACAUUAUAAGCAAAUUCACAAUCUGUGAACCGCCACACUUUGAUACGACGGGUUUACUGCAUUCGAAACGUCUAUACGGACCAAGGGUAUCAAUAUUAGUUGAUGAAUGUGGUGCUCCUUCAAUAGAAGGAGAUGUGGACAACUAUGAACAUGUUCUCAAAGUAACUACCCAUAACGAUGCGCUUUAUGCUUAUUAUUAUACCGACGAUCUUACAAAUAAAGUCAAAGUUACAGAAAUAUUUGAAAUUGACGAAGAAGAAAAACUUGCGGUUGAUCCGAAACUAUUCGAAGGCAUUGUUGAAGAUCAUCCAAACCCUCGUCAGCAUCACCAUAAUGUUGUUAGUGAAUGGAACGGAGUAGAAUCUGCCUUUUAUAUUGAUGAAUAUGCGUCUAACCAAAGGCCUUUCGAACGAGACAUUAAACGAAAAACUCAUAUAAGCACUGACACUGGAUACGAGAAUGAAGACGAAUAUGCGAUCAUUAACGAGAAUGACAUUGCCAAAGAAAUCGAAUAUGAGGUAUUCAGCGACCCAGAAGUUGAUCACUACUUUGGCAUACAACAACAAAGAAAUAAUAGAGAUGGAAAAAGAGACUUCUCUAAUGCUAAUAUAUUUACAUAAUAAAUUUGUGGAAACACCCUUUUUGGAAACGGAAAAUUUAAAAUCCUAUAAUUUAAAAAUUGGAUCGUGAAGGUGUCGUACGUGCGCAACUAUCGGGACCUGAUAAUUUAUAAUAACUUGCGGAUUUUUGACACAAUAUUACCUCGAUGAUUAAUAAUCGAAACAGUUUAACACUUUGCAUUAAUUACUUUGAGAGUUUACUAUUAUUUUGCUAUUUUGGGUAGAAGACCAACUUGAUUUUAAAUAUGAAUAAUUAAGAAAAUGUAAUAGCAAUUAAUAAAUUAGGUUAUUACCUAAAAUUCGAUGUAUUCAAUCUAGCAAAGAUAAGGGCGAUUGCCUAUUGACUAUAUGAAUACUCUUUAUUUUGAGUAUUAACCUUUCGAUGUCUCAUUUGAUCAGAUUAUUUAACUAUCUAUUAUUUCAGAAAUUAAGUGAUGUGUUUUUAAUUUAAGUACUCGAGAUAUAUGAAUUAUAUUAAGAAAAUGUCAAAAAUAUUUUAAAAGUUACAUGUAUGUACAUGCCAGUUUUCUAAAAAAUAUAUAUAUUUAUUUAAAGCAAUGAGGUAAAAUUUAUCGCUGUCCUAUACAUUUAAAAAAAUUAAAAAUAUAAUAAUAAAAAUAAAAUAUUGGAAUUGUAAAAAAUUCCGGAAAAGCAUA